Molecule: messenger RNA, 2291 nt
Organism: Lottia gigantea (owl limpet)
Lineage: Eukaryota; Metazoa; Mollusca; Gastropoda; Lottiidae
Exons: 17
Coding region: 14-1855 (613 amino acids)
Biological process (GO): proteolysis; peptide catabolic process
Cellular component (GO): cytosol
Molecular function (GO): zinc ion binding; epoxide hydrolase activity; metallopeptidase activity
Source: RefSeq, a predicted model, not a curated record
AAAGUGUUGGAAAAUGGCUGAGUUAAGUGAACAAGAUCCCUGUUCUUUUUCAAGACCAGAUUUAUGUAUUGUCACACACGCUAAUUUGAUUGUAGAAGUGGAUUUUGAGAGGAAAGUCUUGACAGGAAAAUGUGUUCUGUCAUUGAAACGAGUUGUCAAUGGAUGCGACACUGUGUUGUUGGAUACAAGAGAUUUGAAUAUAAUCAGUAUCAAUGAUGUAGAAACAGAUCAGUCACUGACGUUUUCUGUCUCAGAGAAAGUGGAUCCGUUUGGUAGCCGUCUGAUUGUUCAACUACCCCGCGAUACAAAGAGUUCAGAGUCAAAGAUCAGCAUAAACUAUGAAACAUCCCCUGCAUCCACAGCGCUACAAUGGUUAUCAGCCAAUCAAACUGCUGGAAAACGUCAUCCAUAUCUCUUCAGUCAGUGUGAGGCUAUCCACGCUCGAAGUCUUUAUCCUUGUCAAGAUACACCUUCCGUCAAGUUUCCCUAUAGUGCUUCAGUAACUUGUAAAAAAGAGAUCACAGUAUUAAUGAGUGCCAUACGAACUGGGUCUGAAACAAGUCUAACUGACCCUACUAAAACUGUGUAUCAUUUCAAUCAAGCUAUACCAAUACCAAGUUAUUUGUUGGCUAUUGUUGCUGGGGAUCUUGAAAGCAGACGAAUUGGACCGAGAUCACAUGUUUGGUCCGAGAGAGAACUGGUUGAUAAAGCUGCCUUUGAAUUUUCAGAGACAGAACAACAGUUACAAACCGGUGAAGACUUACUGACGCCAUACGUCUGGGGACAGUAUGAUUUACUGGUCUUACCCCCCACGUUUCCCUAUGGUGGGAUGGAAAACCCAUGUCUGACUUUCGUAACCCCAACACUUUUGGCUGGAGAUAAAUCACUAGCUGAUGUAGUAGCUCAUGAAAUAACACACAGCUGGGCUGGUAAUUUGGUGACCAAUAAAACAUUCGAGGAUUUCUGGUUAAAUGAAGGUCAUACAGUAUUUAUUGAACGUAAAAUCACCUCCAGGCUUCAUGGCGGAGAACCUUUCAGACAAUUCCAACUGGCAGCUGGAUGGCAAGAAUUGAGAAAUACAGUGGAAAAUGUAUUACAUAAUGGUCCCUACACUCGACUUAUCCCUGAUUUAAAGGGCGUAGACCCAGAUGAUGCUUUCUCUAAUGUGCCCUAUGAGAAAGGAUGUGCUUUGUUAUAUUAUCUAGAAACUUUGUUAGGGGGACCAGCCGUUUUUGAACCAUUCCUGAAGGCCUAUAUCACUAUGUUUGCUAAACAGUCCAUAGAUCACACCCAAUGGAAAGAUUUCCUGUAUUCUUUCUUUCAUGACAAGAUUAGUAUAUUGGACCAAGUAGAUUGGCAGACGUGGUUUUUCGGUCAGGGUAUGCCACCAUUUACACCCAGAUUUGAUGAAAGUUUGAAAAAUGUCUGUACAACUUUAUGUGACAGAUGGAAUUCAGCUACAGAAUAUUCCACGUUCUCUCCUACUGAUUUGAAUGACAUGUUACCUGCUCAGAAAAAAGAAUUCCUCGCUGAAUUACUGGAAAAGGAUCCACAACCAAUAGAAAGACUAGAGGCUAUGAAUAGAGUUUAUGAUCUGAAUAGUGUCAUCAACUCGGAAAUCAGAUUCAAAUGGAUAAUGUUAGGUAUCAAAGCUCAUUGGGAGGAUGUCUUAACCCGAGCUUUCACCUUUAUCAAUGAACAGGGCAGAAUGAAGUUUGUUAGACCAAUAUACAGAGCCCUGAAUGACUGGGAAGAAGCCAGACAAAGAACCAUUGAUAACUUUCAGCAGAAUCGAGGUGAAAUGCACAACUUGACAGAGACUCAACUGUGUAGAGAUUUGGGACUGGCUGAAUAAAUUAUUAUAUUUUACAUUAAAAACAUAGCAAUAGAAUUAUAUUUUCAAAUAGAACUCAGAGCUAAUAGAAUACCCUACAAUGCAAUAUAGUUCUUUAAGGGGGAAUGUAAGGGGUUUUCUAAAUGUUUUAUAUGUAUUCUUGCAAUUCCACUUAAACUUUGUUAGAAUUUGGAUAUAGAUUUACUUUGUGACUAUUUUGACAUGUCUUAGAUUCAAUAACCUCUUAUAUUUUUAACAUAUUUAUUUGGCUUAUCUAUUAUUAUUGCCUUUAUCAUUUUUGUGUAGGUUUUUUUUUUUUAAUAGUCUGAAAAUUUUGUUUUGAUCUAUACAGCUUCUUGUUUAAACCACUGAUUACAUGAUAAAGUUUAUUUAAUGUCAAAUGUUAUUUUGUUGUUUUGUAAAUGAAAUAUAAUGAUUUUCAAUAAAAUCACAAAUC